Molecule: messenger RNA, 1232 nt
Organism: Polistes dominula (European paper wasp)
Lineage: Eukaryota; Metazoa; Arthropoda; Insecta; Hymenoptera; Vespidae
Product: E3 ubiquitin-protein ligase RNF19A
Biological process (GO): protein ubiquitination
Molecular function (GO): ubiquitin-protein transferase activity; zinc ion binding
Source: RefSeq, a predicted model, not a curated record
GCCACAUUUUUCUAAUAAUAGUAUUUUCACGAGAUUGAAUAAUUCUUUCUUGUAUUAACAUCUUCCUCGUAUUUUCUAUUACAGAGUAAUGAGAGUGGAUUAAUGGAGUGUCCGCUAUGUUUAGCCGAUCUACCAAUUGAAUUAUUUCCUGUUAUACAAUCUUGUCAUCAUCGUACCUGCUAUGAUUGCUUCCAACAAUAUCUUAAAAUCGAGAUUUCCGAAUCAAGAGUUAAUAUAGCUUGUCCUGUAUGUUCAGAACCUCUCCAUCCUAACGAUAUUCGAAUGAUACUAAAUGAUUCAGCACAGUUAGAGAAAUAUGAAGAUUUUAUGGUACGAAGAGUUCUUGCCGUUGAACCCGACGCAAGAUGGUGUCCAGCGCCUGAUUGCAGUUUUGCUGUAAUCGCAAGCGGUUGUGCAUCGUGUCCAAAAUUACGAUGCGAAAGACCCGGUUGCGAUUCAUACUUUUGUUAUCAUUGUAAAGCUCGAUGGCAUCCUAAUCAAACAUGCGAUGCAGCUAGAGCUCAGCGUUCGCAAUAUUACGAGCGAAGUUCUUCGCUUAGUUUUAGUCAAAGUGAUUCACAGCACAGAGAUGAUAUUAAACCAUGUCCACGAUGUCAAGCUCUCAUCGUUAAAAUGGACGAUGGAACUUGUAAUCAUAUGACAUGUGCCGUUUGUGGAGCCGAAUUUUGUUGGCUUUGCAUGAAAGAAAUCAGUGAUCUUCAUUAUCUUAGUCCUUCUGGCUGUACUUUUUGGGGUAAAAAGCCAUGGUCCAGAAAGAAGAAGAUACUUUGGCAGCUAGGAACUCUCGUUGGUGCUCCUGUUGGAAUUGCUUUGGUCGCUGGUAUAGCAGUACCUGCAAUGAUUAUUGGUAUACCGGUAUGGGUUGGAAGAAAAUUAUACACAAGAUAUAAGAAAGCCAACAAGCACAAGAGAAAUGCUUUUAUUGCAGGUGGUGUUACUGCAUCGGUAAGUCGGCAAAAAUGUCUUAUCUAUUUAUAUAUUUAUGUAUUAUUCUUUUCUCAGAAUUUUCUUUUUGUUUUCGUUUUUUUUUUAUUUUUUUUUUAUCACUACCUUGACCUUUUAUUGUAAUUUUAAUUUGACACAUAUUUCUAUGAUCGAAGACAUAUGGUCUAUUAUACGCAUGUAUUAAAGACGCUUGAUAUUUGUUUUCAUGACAACAUCGAAGUAUAAUAUUUUAUUUAUAUUUAAACAAAAUUUACUUGCUUUUUUUU